Trichoderma virens Gv29-8 is the source of this 435-nucleotide messenger RNA. RefSeq lists its product as uncharacterized. The transcript is spliced from 2 exons. Bases 1 to 435 code for a protein of 144 amino acids. The record is from RefSeq and is a predicted model, not a curated record. NCBI's taxonomy places the organism in Eukaryota, Fungi, Ascomycota, Sordariomycetes, Hypocreales, Hypocreaceae.
AUGUCUGUUUUGGGCUAUUUCGAAGCCCUCAGGAUGCAAUGGAUCUUGGCCGUCUCAGAUAACUCAGCGGAAACCUCGGUGUCUCUUCUCCCGAAGCGAGACUUGCCUAUCUUCACAAACGAACAUGAAGUUUUGGGCAAAGCUGCACCGCCCGACGGCAAUCUAGCUGCCGUAUGGGUACUCUACGGAUUGCUCAUGUUUGCACCGGGAAAUUGCGGCCACGCUGCCAUACACACCCAUAUGCAAGUGAAUCCAGCAAUUGAACACAUGUGGCCGUGCGUAAUGGGCGGUGAGAGACUCUCGGAGGCCUACGCACACGGCAGCAAGCAUCCGACAGUCACUUCCUAUUCGUCAACUGAAAGUGGUGGUUCCUGGUCUCUAAUCUUGGGUAUUGCGGACCAUCAUCAUUCCGAUGAUGUUCUCGUGGCUCCGUAA